GAAAUGCUAUUGAUAUAGAAAAUAUUACAAUGAUGAUUCAUGAAGCUCUUAUUAAUAUGAAUAAUAUUGAUGAAAAUUUAGAAGACAAUUACAAGUUUUAUAUUGAAAUAGCAAUGCAUUUAAGUAAAUUAAUUGAUGAAAUUCUAUUAGAAAUUGUGCAAGAUCAAUAUGUACAAUAUCUUAUAAGUAAAAUUGUUAAGCUUAUUGAGCAGUAA
Molecule: messenger RNA, 215 nt
Organism: Cetraspora pellucida
Lineage: Eukaryota; Fungi; Glomeromycota; Glomeromycetes; Diversisporales; Gigasporaceae
Source: the annotation of a GenBank genome assembly